Messenger RNA from Patiria miniata (bat star), 3583 nucleotides. RefSeq names its product G-protein coupled receptor GRL101-like. The record is from RefSeq and is a predicted model, not a curated record. The transcript has 11 exons. Gene Ontology annotation, biological process: G protein-coupled receptor signaling pathway. Gene Ontology annotation, molecular function: G protein-coupled receptor activity; protein binding. NCBI's taxonomy places the organism in Eukaryota, Metazoa, Echinodermata, Asteroidea, Valvatida, Asterinidae. Gene Ontology annotation, cellular component: membrane. Bases 54 to 2354 code for a protein of 766 amino acids.
CGGAAGUUGACUGCAAGAUUCACAGCCAAGUUGCAGACUGAAUCGACACAACCAUGCUGAAGAAAAGGUAUCUUUGCCUUGAGAUCAUUUUGCUCUGCGUAUUGGCAAGUUCAACCUACGCUCAAAUUCCCGAUGGUAUACAUCUGAUUACAUUGACCGAGGAGGCCCCCGAGUGGUCGUUCCAGUCCCCAAAUUUCACCCAUGGCUUCUACCCAGACGACACUCUCAGUGUCUGGCUGAUCCGAGUCGACAGUGGAUCCAGGGUGACUUUCGACUUCGAUGUGAUGGAGGUCGCGAGCAAUGACCUACUGCAAAUUGGCAACGGGUUUGAUGCGUCGGACGUGGCCUUCAUCACGGGUGAAAACAUCAUUGCCACUUUCACCGGGAAUUUGACGGGUGUUGGAGGGGCUCGAGUCGCGUCUAACGGUCACGAGGCCUCGAUGAGAUUUCAGAGUUUUCACGUCUCGUCCUGCCGAGGUUUUUCGGUGACAGUGAGGCAGGAACUACCGUCAGCAUUGGUUAAGGAACGCGGAUUUUGCAGAAGAGAUGAUUUCCGGUGUGUGAAUGACGUUGAGGGCGUAACUUGUUUGGGUAAUGGUUCACGAUGUGAUGGAAUUACGCACUGUAAGGACUCAUCGGACGGGGCAAAUUGUUCUUCGCAAUUCGACCGAUUUGAUGAGUCUGCGUGCAUGCUAUGCCCUGGCAAUCAACCAUACAACUAUGGAACCUGGUCCUGUCCUGGACCUCGUAGACGAAGGCGCUGUACCAAUCCUAACCUAGUGUGUGGGUGCGGCGUCAGGGGUGACGACCUGGGAGUAUUAUGCAUCGUCUGGAUACCUAUUGUGCUGUCAACACUGGAGGAUACUACACACACCCUGUUUCUCGGUGGGGUAGACGUCAACUCUCUUCAGAACGGGACCUUCAAGAUGUACCCUAACCUUAAACAGUUGAAGAUUUUGGUUAUUCAGGCGACAAAUGAUGAAGAAUCAGUUUUAAAGAAUUACGCUUUUGAUGGGUUCGACAGUUUGUCCACGCUUGUUAUAUUUGAUAUAAACUUGAGAAAAAUCGAAGCCAAAGCCUUCGCUGGACUCGACAGUUUGCACACGCUAUCAAUUUUGGAAAAGGACUCUAGUCCAAGGCUGCCGAUAAUAGAAGACGGUGCUUUUGACGUCAUCGGUGACAAAUUAUCUUUUCUGUAUGCAAAUGACUAUCGUCUGUGUUGUUUCUUCGGGCCAGAACUACAAGAAAAGUGCAGGGAUUGGUUUGAGAUUCCCGAACUCUUUGUCUGUAGUCAGCUGGUACCCAACUACGUCUUGAAGGCCUUCAUGUGGAUCUUGGGCAUCAGCGCAGUCGUUGGCAAUCUCUUCGUCAUGGUUUGGCGGUAUCGAGAGAAGACAGGGAACCGUGCUGGUCUGAUAAUUAAUUCCUUCUUAGUUGUCAAUUUGGCUGGUGCUGAUGCUCUGAUGGGCUUGUACAUGUUGAUCAUAGCUGGGGCUGAUGUGCACUACGGGGCCCGUUAUUUCGAGGUGUCUGACGAGUGGCGAACCAGCGCCGCGUGUAAAGCAGCAGGGUUCAUUUCCAUCAUGGCCAACGAAGCGUCUGUGUUUCUCUUAGUUUUCAUCAGCGUCGCGAGAUUCAUGUUUGUUGUCUUCCCUUUUUUCACCAAUCGCCGUCUGAGUUUUAAGGUUGCUAAGAUUGUUGUUGGCGUGGUCUGGCUCCUGACGGUCAUUCUUGCCGUGGUCUCCACAGUUCUGGCUUCGGAUGAAGCGUCUGAGGCUUACGGUCUCUCAGAUGUUUGCAUUGGUCUGCCACUGACGACCAGAGUUACAGGUCUUGAGAUAAAGGAACAAGUCAUUAAUGUUGGAGGAUUCGGUGAAGUGACCUACGCCAGACCUGUACCGAUCAGCCAGUCCGCUACCUGGGUCUUUUCUAUCGUUAUUUUCCUGGGUGUCAAUCUGUUUAGUUUCUGCCUCAUUCUGGCCUGCUACGUCGCCAUCUUUGUCAAAGUCAAAGUGACAGCUAGACGAGUGCGCAGCCGCAGCGCGCGAGAUGAAAGCGAGGUUCGGAUGGCCGUCAAGAUGGCGGCCAUUGUCUUGACGGAUUUCCUGUGUUGGAUCCCCGUCAUUGUCAUGGGAAUUCUCUUCCAGGCUGGUGUUGUCGAGAACAAUCCUGAGGUCUUCGUCUGGAGCGUUGUCUUCAUCCUUCCAAUCAACUCCUCCAUCAAUCCUUAUCUCUACACAUUCCUGGAUGUUUGCCUCAAGAAACAACGCAAGAAACCAUCGCAAAAGAAGGAAGAAAUCCCAUUGGAGGCCACGCCUUCAUCGCAAAAAACGACCUCUAUGUCUGAUAGGUGAAUACAAAUGAAAAAUAUAAUCUGGCUAAAUUUAGGGCUCUUGAUAUUGUAUUUGUGGUUUUCACCAGUAAAAGGCUUACUAUAAAAACAGGGUUCUGGAUUCCGUUAAUAACAAUCACAAGAACUGGAUUAGAAACAUCAUGUUUUUAUACUAUUACUGUAAAAAAAAAAAACCGUUUAGCUACAAAAUACAAACUAUUUAAAUGGAUUUAAAUGUUCAGAUUUGUUGCAUGUAUAACAGAGAACUGUAAUUAUGCAUCUUUCAUAUGCUUUGGUAGACUUUAGUGGAAUUUAAAGUAUUAUGCAGAUUAGCAAGCUCAGUAUUAUGAUCAGGAAUUUAAAAGUACAGAAACAUGUACAUGUAUUAAUUAUGAUACAUUGACUUUUUGAUGACAAUAUACAUUAAGGAAGUGUUUUAAUUAUCGCAUUGUAGAAAAUUGUCUCUAUUAUUAGUAUUAUUUUGGUAGAGUUUAGUGUAAUUUCUAGUUAUCAUGCGGAUUAGCAAGCGCAGUAUUUAAUCAGGAACUUAAAAGUUGAGAAACAUUUUAACUUAAGGUAUCUUUUUGAUGUUUUAAAAAUAUUUUAUGAUGUUUACAUAGACGUUUUUAACAGCGUUUAUCGCUCUCUAGCGAAUAAUGUCUUAAACUUAAGCACUAAAUAAUAUCAGUCUUUUGACUGUUUUGACAAAAAUCGCAUUCAUUGCCAGAGUGAUGCGAAGACAGCUCCCAUCGGUGACAUUUCUUUCUAAAUAUCCGUCAUCCAACGACUUUCAUCAAUAAACAUUGCUGUAUAAAAUAAAUCUGCGCAACAAAGACAAAGACAUAACACGAGAGAUACAUGUACUAACACUGUAAAAACAACAUUCCCUGUAAACUAACGGUAAUUUACAAGUCAACCUUCAGUUUCGCCAAAGAAUUGCAAAAUAUCUAGACACUUCUUGCCCUUUUGGGAAGAAUCUGAAAAAUAUUACGGAAUAAUUUUCGUGCACCAUUUUUCGAGCAGUUAUGAUGAAAAAAAAACACCUUCUUAGCAUUCCGUAUAGCCGCACUGUAAACAUCUUGGUAUUUACUACCCUCUAAAGGGAAUGAUUACUCAGAGUUUCAUUGUUGUGUGUAAAUGUUUGGAUAUACAUAGUUAAGAAUCAUUAAUGUUCUCGACCUGCUUUACGCUGUAUCUGAAAACGUCUACACCUGCAGCAAGGAAGAAUAAACAAAAGUUUAGCACUUGAAA